UAGAAAGGGGAAAAAUCCAAAAGAUUCAACCCCCCUUUGCCCAUUGGCCGCCUCCUCUUCGAGCGGGCACGGGCUCCACUCUGUUCUUGGCCCUCCCCCACUUGCAUUCUGACUAAAUAUAAACUCUUCGCCAAUCUUCCUGGAGGAAAAAAAGAAAAGAGAGACUCCAGAAGGACGGCUUUUGUUGCGGUCUUCUUCUUCUUCUUCUCCCUCUUCCCUCUUCGAACCAGGCUUGGGCGAUAUCGAUAGGAGGUAAUCCCGGUGGCGGCCGGAGAGGCCGCCUAUUGGAGCUUGGAAGGGGAGUUGGUUCUUGAUCUCUCAGCGGAUCCUGCCAGAACUGGGCCUUCUAUUGGGUUCUCCGCCGAGGAUUCUUUUGGCGGCGGAGGGCUUUGGCGUGGGGAUCUGGUGGGGGAUCGGUGGGGAGGUUGGUGGAGCUUUGAUCGGGGAUGCCGGGAUUGGAGUUCCGGGAAGAGUUUUGGUGAGGGAUUGAGGUGGUUUGUAGGUUUGGAGUUUUUUGUUUUUGUUUUUUUGCCUUGUUGUUUCGUUUUUUGUGAGGAGGGGAGGUGUGGAGAUGGCGACGGUGCAACAGAUGCCGCUGUCGAGUAUGGACAUGGGGAGUGUUUACGGUGGUUCGUCGUCCAAGGUGAACAAGCCGAUGCCGAAGGAUUUCCCGAUGGGGUUGAGGGUUCUUGUGGUGGACGACGACACCACCUGCUUGAAGGUUUUGGAGCGGAUGCUUCUGGAAUGCCAUUAUAAUGUCACAACUUGUAAUAUGGCUACAACAGCAUUAUCUAUUCUGCGGGAGAGUAAGGGUGGUUUUGAUGUGGUAAUGAGUGAUGUUCAUAUGCCUGACAUGGAUGGUUUCAAACUGCUUGAACUUAUUGGUCUUGAAAUGGAUCUUCCUGUUAUCAUGAUGUCGGCUGAUAUGAGAACCAGUAUUGUGAUGCAAGGAAUUAAGCAUGGAGCUUGUGAUUAUUUAAUUAAGCCUGUACGCAUGGAAGAGCUAAAAAACAUAUGGCAGCAUGUUGUUAGAAAAAAGUGGAAAGAAAACAGAGAAGCUGAACAUUCAGAUAGCUUUGAGGAUACUGACCAUAACAGGCGAGUCAUUGAUGAUGCCGAAAAAACUUCCUCAGGAACUGAUGCAACUGAUAAUAUCUGCAAAUCUCAGAAAAAGAGAAGAGAUGUUAAAGAAGAUGAUGAAGGUGAACUCGACAAUACUGAUUCCUCAUCGAAGAAGCCACGUGUAGUGUGGACUGUGGAGCUUCAUCAACAAUUUGUCAAUGCGGUAAACCAGCUUGGAGUGGACAGGGCUGUCCCCAAGAGAAUUCUUGACUUGAUGAAUGUUCCAGGUCUAACGAGAGAAAAUGUUGCGAGCCAUUUGCAGAAAUUCAGAUUGUAUCUGAAGAGAUUGAGUUCAGCUCAACACCACACUGGACUUCCUAUUUCAUUGCCUGAUGCUGGCUCAAAUGCAGAAGUGCCUUCACUUGGAAGCCUUGAUUUCCAAACAUUGACGGUCUCAGGUCAAAUUCCUCCACAAACCUUGGCUGCUUGGCAAGAUGAGCUAUUCGGCCGACCUGCUGGCAGCUUAGGAAUGCCAGAAAUGGUCCAACCAGUUCUUCAACAAGCCUCAAUUCAAGGAGCUAAAUCUGUUCCUGUUGAACAUGGCAUAGUGUUUGGUCAACCUCUGAUAAAAUGCCAGGCCAACAUGCCCAAACAGUUCCCUCAAUCAAAUGUAGCUGUUAGGGGCUUGUCUUCUGGUUUUCCUACUUGGUCCUCCAAUAACCUUGGGGUGGUCUCUGGCAGCAAUCUUGGAGGGUUAAGUAGCACUCAAAAUAGUAACUUGCUGGUCCCGAUGUUACAGCAGCAACAACCUCAUCCUGUGCUAUCAGAAUCCCAUCAUGCAAUUAAUGUGCAACCAUCUUGUCUAGUUCUUCCCUCUCAGGUGUCAAAGAGGUUUCAGGCAAGGGAGAAGCCUGUGCUCGUGAAUCAGAACUCUGUAUUAGUGCCUUCUCAGUCAUCAACUAGUUUACAAGCAGAGAAUAAUCCUACUAUGAAUCAGAACUCUAUAUUUGCUCCUCCGAAGUCAUCAAAUAGUAUGCAGGCAGGUAAUAAUCUUAGUCUUGUAAGUCGGAAUUCAUCAUUGACCAGUUCUCAAGGUGGGAAUAAUCCUGGUCUCAUAAAUCAGGAACCCAUGGGUCCUUCUCAAUCAUCAACCAGUUUCCAAGAUGGGAAUGAUCCUGGUCUCAUAAAUCAGAACUGCAUGGUUGUCCCUCCGCGGCUGUUGACUAGUUUUCAGGAAGGGAGCAGUCCUGCCCCAAUCAGCUAUUGCUCCAGCUAUAAGAACAGUGCAAUUGUGGACAACAGCCUACUCUCAUCUCAGUCAAAUAAUGCACAACUGGGUCAGGCACAAGUCUUGGACGAAGGCUUCAAGGAUAUCACUGUACUAAAUAGAUACUUGAUUCCUAAAUCAAUUUAUUCGUCAGUGCCAUCCUGUACUGAUGCCAGCGCUGGUUGGAGGGCACAGACCCCUGAUGGGAAUAUUGGUCCCAUUAAUCAAUCACCUUAUCUUGUACCUAAUUUGAAAAACAUUCAAGGUGCUGGUGCAGUGUCACAGACUUUGCCUGAUCAGGGACAAGGGAGAAAUCUUGGUUUUCCUAACUUGAGCAACAUCCAGGGUGGUGGUACAGUGUCACAGACUUUACCGGAUAAAGGACAAGGGAGAAGUCUUGGUUUUAUUGGUCAAGGUACUCGCAUUCCCUGCCGGUUUGCUGUGGAUGACAUUGAAUCUCCCACUAAUGGCACAAGUCCUGAUGAUGAUAAAGACAUAUUGAAUAAAGAUUUCUUUGGGCUUAAUGGUGAUAUUUAAAGUGUGGAACCCAAUGAGUCCUCCUAUUUCAAGUGACUUCAUGAAUGUUCUAUGUAAGUAGGGAUGGAGCGGUAGAAUUCUUCUGGAAAUCCUAGGCAGCAUUUCAUGUGCAAUCUUCAGGAUAUCUGGUUCGGUCUUUCUCUUCCCCCUUCUCUCUUAACCUUUCUAAUUGUCAUUUGGGUUAGUCAUCCUGCUCAGGUCCUCAAAAAUCGUUAUGGGAUUUGGUGUACCUGUCCUGUCCUUGGAGGCUACAUUAGGCUCCUCCACUGCAGAAUUAUGGAGAUGGGACUGUUCUUAAGUUCUUAAAUGCCAAGUCUACAACCCAGAGAAGGCAUUUAAAAUGUUGGGGUGGAAGAAAUGGAGGAGCGCAGAUUGCUGAUGAAUUGGAGGCCUAAAAGAAUUCCCUCCGACAACCAACCAAAAGUGACUGCUCUUUAGCCAUUUGUCCGGACAUGUAUUGAGAAAUUUUUUGUGUAUAUGGGCAGUGUAAAAAAUUUGACAUGGAGCAUAUCGUUUUGUCCAAUUAGUCCACACAGUCAUUAUUUUUCAACGCAUAUUUAACAUCUGCAAAUCAAUUUUUUCAUUUAAAAUUUGUACAAUAAAAAUAUGUCUGUUCUUUGGAAAAAAUUAUGACAUCCUGUGCCAUAUUAUAAUCCAAGAAGUCAUAAUAUAGCUCAAGAUAUCAUAA
Elaeis guineensis (African oil palm) is the source of this 3554-nucleotide messenger RNA. Its product is annotated as two-component response regulator ORR21. Gene Ontology annotation, molecular function: DNA-binding transcription factor activity; DNA binding. The record is from RefSeq and is a predicted model, not a curated record. Gene Ontology annotation, biological process: cytokinin-activated signaling pathway; phosphorelay signal transduction system. NCBI's taxonomy places the organism in Eukaryota, Viridiplantae, Streptophyta, Magnoliopsida, Arecales, Arecaceae.